ACGCGUAAAAUAUACACGUUUUCUGGUUUCCUGGGCAAACCUCAUUCUGUCUUCUGUCUUUCCCUGAUUUAAACAAUUAUAUGUUUUGAAGUGCUUGCUGUCCAUAAGUCCAAGUAUGUCAAGCUGUAAAAGAUCACAGCCGGAGUGGAAGUUGCCCAGCGAAGUUGGAAAAUCAAAAUUAAAGUUAUAUAACAGUCUAACAAGGCAGAAGGAAUUCUUCAUACCUCAGUUUGGGAACAAAGUUCUGUGGUACAGUUGUGGACCAACUGUAUAUGAUGCUGCUCAUAUGGGACAUGCUAGGUCUUAUAUUUCCUUUGAUAUCCUUCGAAGAGUUUUAGCAGAUUAUUUUCGAUACGAUGUGAUUUAUGUUAUGAAUAUUACGGACAUUGAUGACAAGAUCAUUCGAAGAGCACGGCAGACUCACCUUUUUGAACAAUAUAAAAGCACUUGCUCACUUGAACAACUCCUUCAAGAUGUUGAAACUGCUCUUAUUCACUUUGAAGACAAUGUAAUUCCAACAGUUGAGGAUGCUGACAAAAAGAAAAUGCUUGAAAAUAUGAUUAAAAAGACUAAAGAAGCAGUAGACAAUUCUAAGCAUGGCGAUGUUAACAAUUCAGAGGUUAUUGCAAAUCUUUUGAGUGGAAGUAAAGAUGUUUUGAGUGAAUGGUUGGACGAACUUAAAGGAAAAGAUGUCAAAGACAAUUCAAUAUUUUAUGAUUUACCAGCUAGGUGGGAAGAAGCUUUCUAUGAAGAUAUGGAUGCGUUGAAUGUUUUACAGCCAGAUGCAGUAACUCGUGUGAGUGAAUACAUUCAAGAAAUUAUAUUAUAUGUUCAAAAAAUAAUACAAAAUGGUUUAGCGUAUGAAUCAAAUGGCUCAGUAUAUUUUGAUACUAUAAAAUUUGAUCAGAUGCCCGGUCAUUUCUACGCAAAAUUAGUUCCUGAAGCUUUUGGUGAUUUAAAAAAGCUUCACGAAGGUGAAGGUGACCUAAGCAUAUCCAAUGAAAAACUUAGUGAAAAAAAGAGCUCUAGUGAUUUUGCACUCUGGAAAUCUUCAAAACCUGGUGAACCAUCUUGGAAUUCUCCUUGGGGAAAUGGAAGACCUGGAUGGCAUAUUGAAUGCUCAGUUAUGGCCAGUGAAAUUCUUGGAGAAUCAUUGGAUAUUCAUACAGGUGGUUUUGAUUUGAAGUUUCCUCAUCAUGAUAAUGAAUUGGCUCAAGCAGAGGCAUAUUAUGACAAUGAUCACUGGGUUCGCUAUUUUCUGCACUCUGGACAUUUGACGAUAUCUAAUUGCAAGAUGUCUAAAUCCCUGAAGAAUUUCAUCACGAUAAAGGCUGCUUUGAAGGAGCACACAGCUCGUCAAAUAAGGCUUGCGUUCCUCCUUCAUUCGUGGAAAGAUACUCUCGACUAUAGCCCAAAGACGUUAGACAUUGCUCUGCAUUAUGAAAAGCUCAUAAUGGAAUUCAUUUUGAAUGUCAAAGAUUGUGUUAGAGAUGUUCCAAAAUUUGGUAGAGCAGCUUUUCAAAAGUGGAAUCUCGAAGAAAGACAACUACAAGCUUUAUUUUUGGAAAAGAAAGAAGGUGUUCAUGAAGCGUUGUGUGAUAAUGUUGAUACAAGAAGUGCGCUUGAUAAUAUCCAUGAACUUAUAACUGAGUCCAAUAAAUAUGUCAAGUCUAAGUUAGCAAGUCAUUCUUUGUGUAAUCGUAAACUUUUGUCCAGUAUUAUGCAGUACAUCACAAAAAUUUUAAAGAUUUUUGGUGCAGAUUUUGGCGAUUCAUCUUCCGAGUACAGAAUUUCUGAUGCAUCAGGGGUUGAAGUUAACGAAGAAGCACUUAUGCCAUAUUUACGAGUUCUUUCUGAUUUUCGAGAAAAUGUGCGGCAGAAGGCUAAAGAAAGUGGUGCUAUUCCAGUACUGAAACUCUGUGAUGAACUACGAGAUGAUAUUUUACCUAAGCAUGGUGUUAGGUUAGAGGACCAGAGUCAAGGCCAGAAAGCUGCAAUCAAACUUGUCGAUCCUGAAAUUCUUGCCCGAGAACAAGAACAGAAAAUGAAAAUGGAAAUGGAGAAGAAAUUGGAAAAAGAAAGGAAAAUGCAAGAACUAGCUGCAGCUAAAGCAGAAAAAGAUGCAAAAAAGAAAAUUCUUCCCUCCGAGUUGUUUAAAUCUAUGACUGACAAAUACUCACAGUUCGAUGAAAAGGGAAUACCUACUCAUGAUGCAGAAGGCAAAAAAUUGAGUGAAAGUCAAAUGAAAAAGGUUAUGAAACUAUACGCACAGCAAGAAAAGAACUAUAAUUCCUACUUAAGAACUCUUGCUACAUCCUGAAAAUGAAAUAAAAUUUAUGAAAUACAUAAAUAGGUUUAUAAUAUUCUCAACAAUAAAGCUCUAAUCGAAAUAUUUCUGUAUGAAGCAAUUGAUAAUUACUUAAAGCAAAUGGACCUAUUGUAUAAUGUUUUGUUAUUUUCUUUAAUAUUUGCACAGCUGGCUCAUACUACUGAAUUUUCUGAGGUUCAUCAGAAAACUCUUUUUUUUUUUUUUUUUAAUUUGGUCAUAUAAAUAUUUAAGCAUUUUAAACUUUUUACUUUUUCUAUUACAAUCAC
This is a messenger RNA of Uloborus diversus, 2595 nucleotides long. It is a transcript of the gene CysRS, whose product is annotated as cysteine--tRNA ligase, cytoplasmic-like. The record is from RefSeq and is a predicted model, not a curated record. Gene Ontology annotation, biological process: cysteinyl-tRNA aminoacylation. NCBI's taxonomy places the organism in Eukaryota, Metazoa, Arthropoda, Arachnida, Araneae, Uloboridae. Bases 116 to 2320 code for a protein of 734 amino acids. The transcript has 21 exons. Gene Ontology annotation, cellular component: cytoplasm. Gene Ontology annotation, molecular function: cysteine-tRNA ligase activity; ATP binding.